This is a messenger RNA of Saccostrea cuccullata (small rock oyster), 1560 nucleotides long. RefSeq lists its product as uncharacterized. The coding region runs from base 297 to 1241 and encodes 314 amino acids. The record is from RefSeq and is a predicted model, not a curated record. NCBI's taxonomy places the organism in Eukaryota, Metazoa, Mollusca, Bivalvia, Ostreida, Ostreidae. The transcript has 2 exons.
UGGCAGACGACGCCUGGAAGAUAACCCGACAUCAUAUUUUGAAAUUUCGAAAGGGUGAUCGUUGUUUAAUGUUAUUGGCUAAGCUUUCUCACAGGACUUAAAACUUACAGCCUCUUAAUUAUAUUGAAAUGAAGAUGAAGGACUUCAGACUUGCAUUUUCUUAAUUCGGUUGACUAUAUUAAUUGUUAUCAUGGUUCUACUAAUGAGUAGAACUGAUUAUAUAUAGUUGAUUAAUUAGAAGGUUUUCGGGGAUUCUUGUUUAGAAGGUGAAGAACUGGGGCGCUUUAGACGAAAAAAUGGCGAACUGCUUUAUCAAGUGCUGUCGGGUAUUAAAACACGUUCCUGUUCGCAUAAUAUGUUUUUUGGUUAUUAUCCUCCACUUCAGUGUUGUUGAUUACUAUCUGGUGGAACAUAAAGACAGUACAUGGCUGGGCUUCCUCGCAGCUGACGUCAUCACCCUGUGCCUGUUUAUUGCGUCAUUUGUUCUAUCAUAUCAGCAACUCAAGGGUUCAAACACUGACACAAAGAUAGAGAAAAUUGGUGUUUGGGUGGGUGUUGCAUCUUGGUUUCUAUAUUCAGUCAUUGUAGCGACUAAGUCGGGCAUCAUUUUUAUUGACUUCGCAGAUGAUCUAGAUGAAAAGGAUUUUUUUGGUCCGAACACACUGAAAACUGCGUUGGCCUUAGCCGGAGUUAUUUUCCUUUUACAUCUUUCUUCGCUACAUGACGCUAAACCAGGGUCGGAGAGAAGAACAUACAUAGAAGAACUAUCAGGAACUGUUAUUUUCGACAUUUUGGAUUGUGUGGAUAGUAUGGAACCGCUGUUCAUCAAAGAAGAUCGCGAAGCAUUCCCGCCAGGUCUCGUGGAAGCCAUUGUGGCCGUAGCCUGUUUAAAUUUUGUUUUACCAACCGUACCCCUUCUGACCCUGUCGCAUACUAAAUUCGGACACGCCAAGCUACCCCGGCGUUUGAUCAUGAUACAUAAGAUUAUCCUGGCUUACAUUGUCAACCUCCCUCUUUUGGUCAUGAGGAUGAUUUUAUGGCAUGGACUAGAUCAUGGCGUCUCCAUUUUUUCCUUGAAGAAUGUAAUCGUGAUCGCCAUGAUAUCAUAUGAUUUUUAUGAACACCACGAGGCAGAUAUGGACAACUCGAAGGAAAAGCAUAAGGAGCACCGAACGGAGAACGGAGACGAAAGUUUACCAGCGGAUGCUUACGGAUUGGAAGAUCGUUACGACUACAAGUGAACCUUCCGAACUUGCAAACAAAAAGAGCAAGACAACUAGGUUCAAAGUUCAAGGCGUAAAACACGUACCUAUGCAAUGUGGAGAUUUGAGGACCUAUGUUGAUAUAAAGAAAGUGAAUGAAAGCCCUUUUCGACAAAAAAACCCUCCCUUCUAUCCCAAAAAAACGAAGCAUUGAAGAUGGUAUUGUAAAUAAGAAUUGUUUUUCCAUGGGAAAAAGUACAACGAAAAACGUGUUGAGGACCAAAUAGUGAUAAGUGAGUGUCAUUAAAUCGUAGGACAGAGAAGUAGAACUUUUACUUGACUAGAGUAAAAAAUGUUU